AUGUUAAGAGUUAAGGCAAAAAUAACGUUUGAAGAUGCUAUUAAAAGUAAAGCUGACAAAGUUGAACUCGAAGCAACGAACAAAGUUUUGAAAUCUCAUAAACACAACAUCUCCGAUAUAAAUGAACUUCAAGCUACAUUAGACAGUAAAGCUGACAAGAACCAUACACAUAAAUCCUUCACUACUGUUAGAGCAGACGACAUAAUAUUGAACUUUGACCUUGGUUCAAGUGCACCUUUAGAGAAUCCGAGUACAAGCGUAAAAGAUACUCUUAACAGUUUAGAUAAGAGUUGCAGGAACAUUGAAAGUCAUGCCAGAAACUUUGAAGCAUAUGAACUACCCGCAAUGUUAGAUAAGAAAGCAGACAAAACUUAUGUAGAUGAAGAACUAUCAAAGAAAUUUUCGAAACCAGAUACAAUGACAUUUACAACAGAAAUUAUAAAUGGUGAACCAGCAACUCCAUUUGAAUUUGUUAGAGGUCUUCAACCAGAUACUUUUGAAUUUUUCUUGGAUAAUUCUAUUGAACUAACAUUACAUUAUAAAAGUGGAACAAAUGCAACAUUUCAUCCGGGAGAUACAUUCCAAAUGGUAUUUAAUGACAUAAGUUCUUUAGAAUAUGUUUAUAGAGUUAUGAGCAUAUAUGAUUUAAUAUAUCCUAUAGGAGCUGUUUAUACGUCUAUGAAUCCAAUAAAUCCAAACACUUUAUUUGGUGGUAGAUGGUAUGAAAUAGUUGACAGUUUUCCAUUCUACACUAAUACUCAGUCAAUGAAGAUGGGAGGUUCAAAGAAAAUAGGUAUUGAAAACCUUCCUUCACAUAUGCAUAGGUUCAGUGGAAGAACAUCUGUGGAAGGAAACCAUUCACAUUCAAUAACAAAAAGAG
Trichomonas vaginalis G3 is the source of this 880-nucleotide messenger RNA. Its product is annotated as keratin-associated protein family. The transcript has a single exon. The annotation marks the transcript as partial. NCBI's taxonomy places the organism in Eukaryota, Parabasalia, Trichomonadida, Trichomonadidae. The record is from RefSeq and is a predicted model, not a curated record.